AUGGGCCCAUGGGCCCCGUGGCCACCAUCCCCACCCCCGUGGCCACCAUCCCUAGCCUUGUGGCCACCAUCCCCACCCUCGUGGCCACCCCUGUCCCCUCCCCAGGCGUCGGCGCAGAUGCAGGAGCGGCUGGAGGAGUUCGUGCGGGGCUGUGGCCCCGGGGGGACCCCGCUGGCCGACGGGGCCCUGAGCUUCAUCCAGCACCAGCUGGCCGAGCUGGCCCGGGACUGCCUGGCCAAGGCCCGGCACGGGCUGGUCACGGCCGGCUACUUCUGCGAGCUGCAGGAGAACAUGGAGCGCCUGCUGCAGGACGCGUACGAGCGCUCCGAGUCGGAGGAGGUCGCUUUCAUCACCCAGCUGGUCAAGAGGCUCCUGAUCAUCAUCUCCCGCCCGGCGCGGCUGCUCGAGUGCCUGGAGUUCGACCCCGCGGGUCUGUCCCAGCUGCUGGCGGCCGCCCCGGGCCGGGCCGAGGGACCCCUGAGAGCCGACACGCCCCGGUACCUGCUGAGACAGCUGGGCCGCGCCCGGGGGCUCACAGACGUGCUACACCUGGAGGAGCCCGACAGCAGCGGCACCAACACCCCGGACCCCGAGGAGGGGGCUGAGGGCCGCGCCGCCGCCCCCAGACCCAAGGAGCCGCCGGGUGAGAGCGACUUCGAGACCAUCAAACUGAUCAGCAACGGCGCCUACGGCGCGGUGUACCUGGUGCGGCACACGGCCACCCGGCAGCGCUUCGCCAUGAAGAAGAUCAACAAGCAGAACCUGCUGCUGCGGAACCAGGUGCACCAGGCGUUCGUGGAGCGCGACAUCCUCACCUUCGCCGAGAACCCCUUCGUGGUCAGCAUGUUCUGCUCCUUCCAGACCCGCCGCCACCUCUGCAUGGUCAUGGAGUACGUGGAAGGCGGGGACUGCGCCACCCUCCUCAAGCACAUCGGGGCGCUGCCCCUGGAGCUGGCGCGGCUCUACUUCGCCGAGACGGUGCUGGCGCUGGAGUACCUGCACACCUACGGGAUCGUGCACCGCGACCUGAAACCCGACAACCUGCUGAUCACCUCGCUGGGCCACGUGAAGCUGACGGAUUUCGGGCUCUCCAAGAUGGGGCUGAUGAGCCUGACCACCAACCUGUACGAGGGACACAUGGAGAAGGACGCGCGCGAGUUCCGCGACAAGCAGGUGUGCGGCACCCCCGAGUACAUCGCGCCCGAGGUGAUCCUGCGCCAGGGCUACGGCAAACCCGUGGACUGGUGGGCCAUGGGCAUCGUGCUCUACGAGUUCCUGGUGGGCUGCGUGCCCUUCUUCGGGGACACGCCCGAGGAGCUCUUCGGGCAGGUGAUCUCAGACGAGAUCCUGUGGCCGGAGGGGGACGAGGCGCUGCCCCCGGACGCUCAGCACCUCAUCUCGUGCCUGCUGCAGCCGGACCCGCUGCGGCGCCUGGGGGCGGGGGGCGCGCAGGAGGUGAAGGCUCACGGGUUCUUCGCCGCGCUCGACUGGACGGGGCUGCUGCGGCAGAAAGCCGAGUUCGUGCCGCACCUCGAGUCCGAGGAGGACACCAGCUACUUCGACACCCGCUCGGACAGGUACCCCCACGUGACGUCGUACGAGGACGAGGACACGACCGAGGACGAGCCCGUGGAGAUCCGGCAGUUCUCGUCCUGCUCGCCGCGCUUCAGCAAGGUGUACAGCAGCCUGGAGCAGCUCUCGCAGGAACCGAAGCCCAAGGGGCGCCCUCGGGACGAGGGGAGACGCGACGGCUUCACCCGGGAGCGCGGCUGGAGAACGGGAUCCCCUGAGCUGAAACACCGCUCGGCAGGUGAGGGCGCGCCCCCCGAGGGGGAGGGCAGCCCCCCGCCCGGCGCCCGCCGCCGCUUCUCGGCUCUGCUGGAACCGGCGCGUCCCGGAGGCGCCCCCGAGGAGCGGCGGAACGGGGGGCGCGAGGGACCCCCGGAGGGCGGCAGCGAGGAGCCAGCGAGGGCCGGGGAGUUGCCCCCGGCGCGCACCGAGCUGGGGCUGCGGCGGCCGCGGCACCCGGGGGUGGCCCCGGCGGAGGGAGGGGGCGACAAGCGCAGCCCCCGAGCCCCCGGCAAGGUCACCAAGUCGGCGUCGGCCACGGCGCUGUCCGUCAUCAUCCCCAGCGGGGAGGCGCCCGGCUCGUCCCCCCUGGGCAGCCCGAUGUCCCCGCGGUCGCUGUCGUCGGACCCCUCGUCUCGGGACUCGUCGCCGGGCCGGGAGCUCGCCCCGGCCGUGGCCGCCCCUCCCCGCUCGCCCAUCGCCAUCCCCCGGCCCGGCAAGAAAUUCGGGUUCACGCUCCGGGCCAUCCGCGUCUACCUGGGCGACAGCGACGUGUACAGCGUGCACCACGUCGUCUGGCACGUGGAGGAGGGGGGCCCCGCGCAGGAGGCCGGGCUGUGCGCCGGGGAUCUGAUCACGCACGUGAACGGGGAGCCGGUGCACGGGCUGGUGCACACCGAGGUCGUGGAGCUCAUCCUCAAGAGCGGGACCAAGGUGCUGGUGACAACGACCCCGCUGGAGAACACCUCGAUCCGCUUGGGCCCCGCUCGGCGCCGCAGCGCCCGCGCCAAGAUGGCCCGGAGGAACCGCCGCGGGGGCACCGGGAGCGGCCACGAGAGGCGGCGCAGCGCGCUGUUCCGGCACCUCGCCCGCCAGGCCUCGCUGCUGCACACGAGCCGCUCGCUGACGUCACUGAGCCGCUCGCUCUCCUCCUCCGACUCGCUGCCCGCCUCCCCCACGCAUGCGCGGGCGCGCGACCCCGGGGCCUCCCCGCCCAGCAGCUCGCCGGGUUCCAGCGCUCCGCCAUCACCGGCCGGGCCGCACCUGCGGCCGAGCUCGCUGCAGGGGCUGUCGCCGAAGCUGCAGCGGCAGUACCGGGCGGCUCGGUGCCGUUCCGCCGGCAGCAUCCCGCUGUCGCCGCUCGCCCACACCCCCUCGCCGCCCGCCGCCUCCCCGCCCGCCUUCCCCGCCAAGCUGCACCCCAAGGCCGCCGAAUCGCCGCGCCUCGCCCGCCGCGGGCUCCCCGAGAAGGCGGCACCGGGGCCCCCCCGCAAGCUGGGGCUGGAGCCCCCCCGAAAGGACUUCCCGGCCGAGCCGCCGCUGCAGAGCUUGGCCGAGUGGGACGGGGAAGGCCCGGCCGAGCCGCCCCCUCCCGCGCCCCCCGCCCGCCGCCUGGGCCGGCAGGAGCUGCCGCUGCUGCUGGGGGGUCCCCCCGGGGCAGAGCCGCCGCCCCCCCGGGAACCGGAGGAGCCCGAGCGGGGGGCGCGGGGUCCCCCCAAAACGCUCAGCCCGGUGCAGGAGCACGAGCGAGGGGGGGCGGCCCCGGGGGGGCCCCCGGUGCCCAUUGUGGUGGUGGGGCCCGGUGCGACCCCCGGGGAUCCCCGGAGCGCCGCGGGGCCCCCCGGGCGCUGAGCUUUACCCGAGACCCCCCCUCCCCAAAACCCCCGGCUGUAAAUAGGGGGGAACCCCGGGACCCCCAGGCAUGCGGGGGUCGCGCCCCCCCGGCCCCUCCCCGCGUACGCGAAGGGUUAAUACUGUGACACACACACACCCGCGUGUGACGUCAUCACUCCCGGUGUGACGUCAUCACCCCCCCGGUGAUGCCCCUCUGUCCCCCCCAACCCCGGUGUCCCGUUUGCCCCCGGUUGUGGCUCCCGGUGUUGGCGUCAAAGCGGUGAUGACGUCACGGCACCGAUGGCACGGGGCGCUGCUCUGACGUCACUCGGGGAAGGGGAUGCAGCGUGACGUCAUUGAGUGGUGACACCACCGCUGUGACGUCACCGACGGUGUGAGGGCGGUGAUGUCACCGCUGCAGUGACAGGGGAAGGGGAGGGGGGGCGCUACACCCGGUUUCAACCCGGUGGUGACGUCACACCACGACGGUGACAUCACCGACACCCCCGUGACAUCAUCACACUCCCCUUCCCCCCUCCCCCCCCCCGUUCUCGCUAUGCAAACGCCCCCCCCCGG
Catharus ustulatus (Swainson's thrush) is the source of this 3978-nucleotide messenger RNA. RefSeq names its product microtubule associated serine/threonine kinase 1 (gene MAST1). The transcript has 21 exons. The coding region runs from base 1 to 3420 and encodes 1139 amino acids. Gene Ontology annotation, biological process: peptidyl-serine phosphorylation; intracellular signal transduction. The record is from RefSeq and is a predicted model, not a curated record. Lineage: Eukaryota; Metazoa; Chordata; Aves; Passeriformes; Turdidae. Gene Ontology annotation, molecular function: ATP binding; magnesium ion binding; protein binding.